AUGUGCACACGCCAUAAGAAGCCGCACAAGAGAAAGAAGAUGAAGAGACACAACCCCAAAGUCGGUCCUAUCACACCUUGCACUCCCAAACCUCGUACUCCAAAGCCCGCCAAGAAAGUGAAGAAGAAAAGUGUUGAUUCCAUCAAUAUUGAUGCGAAAGCAACUAUUAGUAAACGAGUGUGCAAACGUAAGUUGGAUUUUGGUGAAGAAUGUCCCGCCAUGGGCCAAGAGGAGUUGAUGAAGCCACAAGUUACGAAAGAUGUUCCAUCAGAAAAGGUAGGGCCGAAUACCCCCAAGAUAUGCAAGAAGAGAAGGUGGAUGAGACGAACUGCAAAGUUGAACAAUUUGAUCAGAUGGAUUCAUGAGCAGUUACCUGCAACUCGUACACAAGUUCAAGAAGAGGAGGUGGAUAACACGAUUUCUCGCACACAAUUUCAAGAAGAUGAGGUGGAUAACACGAUUUCUUGCAACGGGAGCAUUCGCAACGGGAGCAUUCUGAAUGCUCCCGUUGCAAAAAUUACAGACCUACAAGAGAAUGUAGAAAAUGUCUUGUUGAUCCAAGGAGAUAAGGAUGUUAGAGACGCGCUAGCAGAUUUUAUUGUGAAAAAAAUGCAGUCAUUAUGCAUUAACGAAGAGUGUUGUGAUGCACUUGUUGUUGCGCAAAAGAAAUACAAAGGAAUCGUUGAUCUUGAUCAGGAGACGAUGGUCGUGUGGAAUCUGUUAACUAGAGAUGAUUGGAACGCUUCUGCCGAAGCAGAAGCACUUGGUGCUGAUCAUGAGGAAUAUAUGAAGAGAGAGAGGGAAUUACUUCGAAAUAAUUUGGAAGUGUUUCGAGAACGCAUGCAUGUGGUUCAAGGAAAUAGGCAAUUCUCGCCGUGGAAAGGAUCAAUUGUAGACUCUAUAGUUGGUGUUUUUCUUACUCAAAAUGUCAGUGAUCAUGCGUCAAGUACGGCGUUCAUGACUUUUGUAUCAAGAUAUCCGCCUCUAUCCGUGGACGAACAAAACGCACGAAUUCGUCUUUUGGAUAAACAAGUGAUGGUGGUGGAAUCCUCAUCCGAUAAGAGUGAAUUCAUCCCUGAGGUUGAUCCUCCUAUACAAGUAGAAAGAAGAACAGGAAAGGGUAACAAGAAACAAGAAUUGCCUAUCAAUUGGGAUGACUUGAGAAAACAAUACUCUCACGGUGUCUCAAGAGAGAGAACAGAGCAGAACGCCGAUUCUAUUAACUGGGAAGCAAUGAGGCAAGCACCGAUAGAAGAGGUUGCUGAUGUUAUUCGCCAACGAGGCAUGAGCAAUCAACUUGCCGGAAGAAUCAAGGGCUUCCUUGACCGCCUAGUUAGAGAUCACGGCAAUAUUGACCUAGAGUGGCUAAGAAAUGUUCCACCACCUAAAGCAAAGGAAUAUUUAUUGAGCAUAUCUGGUCUAGGAUUGAAGAGCACCGAGUGCGUGAGGCUUUUGGCACUUCACUAUCCGGCCUUCCCGGUUGACACGAAUGCAGGUCGAUUUUUCGUUCGUAUUGGAUGGGUUCCAUUGAAGAAACUACCCGAGGGAGUUAAGCUGCAUGAACUCAACGAUUAUCCAACUCUAGACAACAUCCAAAAAUACAUGUGGUCACGCGCUUGCAACAAUGAUCAUCAACUAUUAUACGAAACACAUUGUCACAGUGUUACUAUUGGCAAGUCAUUCUGUACAAAGCUCCAACCAAAUUGCAAAGAAUGCCCGAUGAGAGACGAGUGCGCGCAUUAUGCAAGUGCACUUGCAAGCAAUACGCCUCGACUCCAAGGUUUCCAAGCUAACUUGAGUCUAGAAGUGCCAAUAUUGACAAAUUCCGAUGGGAAUGACGUUAUAUAUCAUUCCAAUUCCGAAACAAUCAUAGAACUCCCAUCAUCUCCUGUGGCAGAGACAACGACUAUGGAGCCACUAUGUUCCCAACCAAUCAUAGAACUCCCACCAUCUCUUGUGGUAGAGACAGCACCUACGGAGCCACUAGACAUAGGGGAUAUAGAAGAUAUUGGCACAUUGAACCGUGUGGGCAAUAUUGGCACAUUGAGCCGCGUAGAGCGCUCGAAGAAGAUACGUAGCUUUAUUGGAGAAGAUAAUGAGAUUUCACAAGCUUUGGUUGCUAUAAAUCCCAAUGUUGCUUCAUUUCAGUUGCCUAAACAAAAGUUAGAAUAUCGGUUAAGGACGGUACAUGAAGUGUGCGAGCUGCCAGAUUCACACCCUUUUUUGGCAACGUUUUCAAAGCGGGUAUAUGGGGACCGCUGUCCGUACCUUCUUGCAAUGUGGACGGAAGAUGAAUGUAGCGAGGAGGCUACAACGUGUGAUACAGGAAAACCGAGUUUAUCAAGAAAAGUUGUUGAAUGUCAAAAGCGGAUUAAAGGAACUAUUUUGAUACCAUGCUUUACAGCAAACAGAGGGCGAUUUCCUUUGAACGGGACAUAUUUUCAAAUAAACGAGGUUUUUGCGGAUCAUGAAUCUAGUCUACGGCCUAUAGAUGUUCCUAGAGAACUGAUUUGGAAUUUGAAGAGACGAAUUCUAUAUUGUGGGACAUCUAUAACUUCAAUAUGCAAAGGCAUGAAUAUGGUAGAAGUUGCUUAUCUCUUUAAUAGAGGUUUUAUUUGCAUUAGAGGAUUUGACACAAAAAGUAGAGCUGCAGUAGCAAUGGUAAAUAGAUUUCAUAGCAAUUGAGUGUCGUGUCAUUCGAUCAAUGUAAAAGUCAAUGUACAUGUGUGGCCGUG
This is a messenger RNA of Salvia miltiorrhiza (redroot sage), 2735 nucleotides long. Its product is annotated as protein ROS1A-like. The transcript is spliced from 17 exons. Gene Ontology annotation, molecular function: DNA demethylase activity; DNA N-glycosylase activity; 4 iron, 4 sulfur cluster binding. Lineage: Eukaryota; Viridiplantae; Streptophyta; Magnoliopsida; Lamiales; Lamiaceae. Gene Ontology annotation, biological process: base-excision repair. The record is from RefSeq and is a predicted model, not a curated record. The coding region runs from base 1 to 2685 and encodes 894 amino acids.